Molecule: messenger RNA, 1143 nt
Organism: Ostrea edulis (European flat oyster)
Lineage: Eukaryota; Metazoa; Mollusca; Bivalvia; Ostreida; Ostreidae
Exons: 3
Coding region: 68-445 (125 amino acids)
Source: RefSeq, a predicted model, not a curated record
GUAACAAUUCGCUAAUGUGUGCGCGCGCAAGCUGGUUUCUAUUUAUAGCACAGGGAAAUCCCCCAACAUGGUGCGAGAAACGAAAACGAUUGGACAUGGAGAUGCUCCUGUUCCGACCCCUCACCAGAUGCCAACAGUUAAAAACAUUGUUGUUUACGAUUCCACACGGCAAGUAGAGAACUGGGAGUUGGCCUGGGUGGCUCAGAAAAUCUGUGAUACACCGGAUACUCAACAGUGGCUCUACAGGAUGACAUCUGUCCUUGGGAAUCGGGAUUACCAGGAUGUGGAGAGGAACGUGAAGGAUUGGGACAUGGUCGAGAAACUGUACCGCUUCAUGCUGCGUUGGAAACGGAAAGAGCAGAGGGGACUGUUACAGCUCAAAAAACUGGCCGAGAAACUGCGCUCCAUAAAUCACGAAGAAAUCGCUGAAAUGUUAGAACCAUAAACUAUGCUUCAUAAAUCACGAUGAAAUCGCUGAAAUGUUAGAACUAUCAUAAGAUAUCAUUGUAGUUAUUGUUCUACAAACUGCUUGUGAAAUCUGGUGUAUAAAUGGACUCGUGUUUGUCAGUUCGAGAUAAUGAGGUUUGACUGUAUUUAUAGUGUGAUACUCAAGUUCCCCUCAGUUGAAUUACAGUGCGUGAAUGUACUAAAACUUUAAAGAUACCAGUAUUGUAGUAUUCAGUCUCCACAUUCACCAUUAAAUCAUUGCUUUCUGAAAAAUUAAUAGCACAUUGAUAGAAUUUCAACUAAAGAGAAUGGUAGUUCAUUACGUGCGUGAAUUAACAGAAAAAGUUUAAUUCCAUUGAUGUUGUAUCUCUUUCUGUUAAUAAUGGCAUUGUACUUAGACUGUACUUGAAUUCUGUUAAAGCUUGUUCUGAAGAAACCUAUAAAUAAAAUCUUUACAUUGACCAAUGAUAUGUCUAUAAUUAUCACUAUGAUUUGUCUGUAAUUAUCUCUAUAAUUUUUGUCAUUUACAGACACCAGUAUAUGUACAAUAUCAUUAUUAUCAUGAGUAUGUAACACUAUUGCUAUGCCAUGUCAUUACUAUCAUCAUUGUUAUUUGUUUUACACAUGGGAAGUAACCAUUACUUGUUGAUAUGUUGCACCAAUAAAGAAUUUGAAUAAAAUUUCAAUGAAAGGUAA